UCCUCUCCCAAAUGGCCAAGGUUCAUCCCCUCAUAAUACCCAGUACUACUGAUGAGGCUUCUUCAGCUACUGGUUUUGCUUCUUGUUCUAAUAAUAAAUAUAUAACUUCAAAGCGAGAAACAUUCACUAUAUGGAUGAAAUCGCUUGUGAUGCAAGGAAGCGGAUGCACUGCGUUUGAUGAGAAUGGAGAGAUUGUGUAUCGAAUCGAUAACUACGACAACAAGCACAGCAGCGAAGUUUAUCUCAUGGAUCUCCGAGGAAAGCUUCUCUUCACCCUGUGUGAGAUGAAAAUAUGUGUUUUUCCAAGUUGGAAGGGCUACAAAAGCAGUGGUGUCAAUAACAAUAAGCCAUGGUUUCAAGUGAGAAGAAGUUGCAGAUCAAUUUUUGAGAAGAAAGGGUUUUCCUAUAAAGUAACCAUGAGAUCUGAUAGCAGCUGUUACAGGUUAGAGAGUUUGAGUGGUAAAUCAUCAGAAUUUAGAGUCACAGACAGCAAUGGAGGAGUUGUAGCAGAGGCAAAGAGAAAGCAGUCAAGUUCAGGGGUCGUUUUGGGAGAUGAUGUGUUCACUUUGGUGGUGGAGCCUCAUGUUGACCACUCCUUUAUCAUGGCUCUUGUCACUAUUUAUGGCUUAAUUAGACAUCAAAUAUGACUCAGAGUUAGCUGUAUCAAAUAUACAUAUCCAUGCUUGUAGCAAAUAGUGGUGUAUAGA
Messenger RNA from Prunus dulcis (almond), 707 nucleotides. Its product is annotated as protein LURP-one-related 3-like. The record is from RefSeq and is a predicted model, not a curated record. Lineage: Eukaryota; Viridiplantae; Streptophyta; Magnoliopsida; Rosales; Rosaceae. The transcript has a single exon. The coding region runs from base 12 to 647 and encodes 211 amino acids.